This is a messenger RNA of Rattus norvegicus (Norway rat), 4200 nucleotides long. Lineage: Eukaryota; Metazoa; Chordata; Mammalia; Rodentia; Muridae. The record is from RefSeq and is a predicted model, not a curated record.
UGGUUCUUUGAGAAAGAGUUUCACUAUGUAUCCAGGUUAGCUUGAAUCUUGCUAUGUAGAGCAGGCUAGCUUGGGACUCACAGAGAUCCUCCUGCAUCUGCCACUCAGAUUCUAGGACUCAAGGCAUAAGCCCAGCAUAUUUGAGGCAGGGGCAGGCAGAUAUUUGUGAGGCCAGCCUGGUCUACACAGCAAGUUCUAGGGCAAGACUACACAGAGAAACCCUUAAACAAAACAAACAGGGCUGGGGAUUUAGCUCAGUGGUAGAGCACUUACCUAGGAAGCGCAAGGCCCUGGGUUCGGUCCCCAGCUCCGGAAAAAAAAAAAAAAAGAACCAAAAAAAAAAAAAAAAAAAAAAAAAAAAAACAAAGCAAAAAGUGUAUCCCAUCACCCUUGACCCAAAACACAUUUUAAUGGCUCUCUCUUGUUUGCACAUUUGUUGAUAGAACCUGGUGCUGAAUUCAGACUUCAGGAGCCAGGGUUUCUUAACGGAAACAAGAAUUCUACCACUGAACUAUACUUCCCCCACCCCCACGCCUGAGGCCAAGAAUUUCCCAGGAGCUAAUUAAAAUAGAAUAACAAAGGGAAAACUAUAAACUCUCUCCUUAUUCUUUCUUAUGACAUGAAUAGGAAAAGGAAUGUUAUUUGAAAUAUGACACUGAAAAAUUGUGUACACUUAUUGUGAGCCACUGAAGUUGACAUAGGCGUGAAAGCUUCACUUUUCAAGUUUUCCAAAUUUUAAGGCAAUGCUACUCCACAGUGCAGAAUUAUUCCUUUCUUGUGUAGCUUCCUUUUAUAGAUCCUCUUUUGUUACUGAGACAGGGUUCCCCGACUAGUGUUGGGUUUAAAGGCAUGAGCUACCACUUUCAGUUCUUCAUAUAUCCUCCCGAUGUUUAAACUGGCUAGACAUAACAUUUGAAUAUGUAAUCUCUUGACUGGAGACAUUGAACCCUACAUCUAAGCCAAGUCAUAGAAGUUUCUUUCUCCCCCUUCCUCCUGUUUUGUCUUUUUGAGACCCACGCUUCUAAAUUGCUAUUUGGCCGAGGAGUACCUUAAACUCCCCAUCCUUUUUACUUCCCUAACCACGUAUUGUGAUCACAGGCUUGUACAGCUCCAUAGGAUUUAUGGAACUUUUCUUAGGCUCACUUGAAACAAAUGACAAGGCACUCUAAGGUAUUCCUGUUAUCCGCUCCUGAUUAUGUAUGCCAUUUAUGCAACCGAUUUCACUAAAGAAAAGUAGUUAAGUAAGUGUAGACUGAGUUGUCAAAACGGAUGAGUAAUAACAACCAAGGAAUACUUAACCCGUCCCCAUCCACUCCGUACCCCGCCCCCAUUCUGUCUUUGCGGAAUGCCUCGUGCAGUGAGAAACUACACUUCCCAGGAACCUCUGCCGGUGAGGCGCAAGGCAAGGUGGGAAGAGCUGCUGGAUGAACAACCGUCCUAUUGGUGUGCAACCUGAAAGGCCGCCUGAGCUCGUGAGCGAUUGGUAGGAUUUCGUAGACGCUCGCUGAUUUGAGUUGUUUUUCCGUUGCGUUGUUGGAUUCCAGGGGUUAGUGCUUGGUGAGUGUGGAUUUCGGGGUAAAAGGGUGAAAGGGUUUUAGGGUAGAGGUUGAGAAGAAAAUCUGGUGGUAUAAAAAAAACCUUCGUAAUCUGUGUACAGGAGACUAAACCUGGGGUCCUUAGGAGAUUUGGGACCAGUCAAGUGAAGAAGGUCUGCAAAGAGAACUCUCCGGGACGCGGAGAACUGUAUGAAUAAGGCAGAAUGAAUUUUACUCCGACACAUACACCCAUCUGCAGAAAAAUAACAGUUGCCUCCAGGCGCGGUGCUGGCUCUGGCUUUGAUGAUACCAACAGGUGGAAGAAAAUGGCAGACUCAGUGGAGUCAACUCCCCUGCCUUCAAUAGAGGAUCGUCUGGCUGUCCUUCGCCCUUCUCAGGAGCUUCUGGAGUAUUAUCAGAAGAAGAUGGCUAACUUUGAGGCAGAGAAUGAAGAUGUGCUGAAGAAGUUAGAGCUCUACAGAGAAACUUGUGAAGAACAGCAUAACCUCGAGUGGAGCUUGCAGCAGAGAGAGGGAGAGAUUGCUGAACUGCAGAGAGCCCUGAGCGACAUGCAGGUCUGCCUCUUCCAGGAAAGGGAGCAUGUCCUACGACUCUACUCAGAGAAUGACCGGCUAAGGAUCAGGGAGCUGGAGGACAAGAAAAAGAUUCAGAAUCUAUUGGCUCUUGUGGGAACAGAUACCGGCGAAGUGACCUAUUUUCUUAAGGAGCCUCCUCACAAGGCCAGCAUUCUCCAGAAGACUAUCCAGGCCGUAGAUGUGUGUGAGCCUUCAGCUUCCAAAGCAGAUCCUACAGUAAGCAAAAGACGAAUAAGAGUAAAGGACAAGGAAGACAUUUCUGAGCGUUACCAGAGGGACAUACAGACACUCCUCCUGCAGGUGGAAGCACUUCAGGCCCAGCUGGGAGAGCAGACAAAGCUUUCUAGAGAACAAGUCGAAGGGCUCAUGGAGGACAGACGGAUCCGAAUCGAGGAGAUCCAAGUUCAGCACCAGAGAAAUCAAGAGAAAAUCAAAGAGCUGACCAAGAGUCUCCAUCAUACCCAAGAACUGCUCUACCAGAGCACCAAAGACUUUCUACAACUAAAAUUUGAAAACCAAAAUAAAGAGAAGUUGUGGAUGCUUGAAAGAGACCACCUGAUGUCAGUGAUGAAGCAGCACAGAGCGCAGUACAGGAAGAAAGAAGACAAGCUUGGGAAAGUCGUUCCCACUUUACAUGAGAAUCAUCAUGCUCAGAAUGAGUAUGUGAAGUCUCUUAAGGAUAAGCUAACACAAGAGAAAAAGCUGUCCAACAUGUACCAAGAACAGUGCAUUUCCCUAGAAGAGGAACUUGCUCGAAUUCGGGAGGAAGAAGGAGUGAGGAGAGAGAUCUUCAAGGAUCGCUCCAACAAGAUGGGCAAGCGCUUACAGAUAAUGACAAGACGCUAUCAGGCCUUGGAGCAUCGACGAAUCCUGGAAGUAGAGGGCUUCAAGACAGACAUUAAGGCUCUCCGACAGAAGCUGAGAGACCUGGAGCAAACGCUCUAUAAGGCAACCAUGAACACCCAUGGAAAUCAGGAUCUGGCCAUUCUGUGUGAAGUCCGUGAUAGCAACAGGAGAGCUCAUAAGAUACAAGGAGAGCUGAAGAGCCUCAAGUCUAAAAUGUUCAGUCUAGAGAAUGAGCUUAGGCUGUGUUGAUGUCUCCUUUCAGGGUUGGUUUCCAGAAACCUGAGGCAAGGUCACCUGUUCCUGGAGAGUGGACAUGGAGUUGUCCAGAGUAGUGACAUCAGUUUUAAUGAAGAUAGUGUUAAAGGCAUGAUAGCUCACACCUACAAUCCCAGCACUUGGGAAACUGAGCCAGGUGGAUCUCUCUGAUUCUAGACCAUCCAAGGCUACUUAAUAAGACCCCAUCUCCAAAAACAACAAAAAUAAAACAUCAAAACCAGAGAGGAAAGAAGAAAACCAGAAAACAGUGGCAAAUCUGGCCCUGGGAAAGCUGCACUAGCAGACUGCCGUCUCCGGUGGCCCUGCUCGCCUCACUGGGGGUAGGAACUGUGGCCGAGACUUUCCUGCUCUUCCAUUGUAUAUGGAUGGACUUUCCUGUCUAUAAAGUCAGUGAUGGGAUGUAACUUACCUGGGGAAGUGCUUGUCCACCGUACGGAAAGCCCGGGUUCUGUUGCUAGCACCACCUAAAGCCAGGGUUGGUGGCUCCCUGCAGUCACCACUGGAAAGAGAAGUAUGUAGGAGAAUCUGAAGUUCACAUUCACCCUUGGCUGUGUGGUGAGUUCCAGGCUAGCCUGGGCUACAUAAGACCGUGUCUAAAAAUGAAAACAAGAAACAAACAAAAACAAGAAAACAAACUAAGUGCCAGUGGGAGAACAUGUUUCCAGGAGGGCCAAAGUCAUUCACUAAAGUGCAUUCCUACUCAGGGAAGGAAGGAAGCAGCAAAUUACAUGGGCAGAUUCACGGACUUAGCUGUGCCCAAGUGACUGACCACCAGGGGGCAGCAGAGCCCUUGCUCCUCAGUAAACUUGGUCAUCAAGAAAAGGGUGCUACUUUAUGUACAGUAGGCAAAACCAAUAUGGUAAUUUAUGUGAAGAAGUUUAACAUUUUAUCAAUAUUUUUUAGAUUAUUCAAAUUAAUAUUUUCAAUAAAAUGUAGUGUUUAAAACA